AUGUUGGUAGUUUCUUGGUUUGGUUUGGGCAGAAUACAUGUCUCUCUUUGUGCCAAAAGAAGUCAUUCUUUUUUCUCAAAACCCCAUCCAGGGUCCCAACUUGGAGCCUCUGUGACAAACAAAAGAAGCAGUAAAAGCUUGCAGCUUCAACACUUUCCUGAAAUUGAAACGGAAAACCAUAAAAAAGAGAUCUCAGGAAUUGCACUUGCACACACAAGACCAAAUGAAUUGGUUCAAAAUGGUGAAGCCCCUGCCAAUUGGAAAAAGGUUCUUCAAGGGAUUCGUCAGAUGAGGAGUUCUGCAGAUGAACAUGAACCUGUUUCACGUGAGGAAGCUGCUAAUGAUACUGCACCUCCUAAGGAAAGAAGAUUUGCUGUCCUGGCAUCUUCCCUUUUAUCAAGCCAAACUAAGGAACAUGUUACCCGAGGAGCGACCCAACGUCUUCAUGAAAAUGGUCUGCUUACGGCUGAAGCAAUGAACAAAGCUGAUGAAGAAACCAUCAAAAAGUUUAUUUACCCAGUAGGAUUUUAUACAAGAAAAGCCAGUAACUUGAAGAAAAUUGCAAAUAUUUGUCUCAUGAAGUAUGAUGGAGACAUACCCAGCUCAAUUGAGGAACUACUCUUGCUGCCAGGAGUAGGUCCGAAAAUAGCUCAUCUGGUUAUGAUUCUUGGAUGGAACGAUGUCCAAGGGAUAUGUGUAGAUACUCAUGUCCACCGCAUUUGCAAUCGUCUUGGGUGGGUUUCGAGAUCAGGCUCAAAACAGAAAACUAGGACACCGGAAGAAACCAGAAAAGGGCUGCAACGGUGGCUUCCGAAGGAAGAAUGGGUUCCAAUAAAUCCUCUUUUGGUAGGAUUUGGACGAACGAUUUGUACUUCUCUACGGCCUCACUGUGGAGAGUGUAGUGUAUGUAGCUUCUGUCCAUCAGCAUACAAGGAGGCUUCAAGCUUUUCAUCCAAGUCCAAAAAGCUUGCAUUGAACAAGAAACCUUAA
Molecule: messenger RNA, 990 nt
Organism: Sphenostylis stenocarpa
Lineage: Eukaryota; Viridiplantae; Streptophyta; Magnoliopsida; Fabales; Fabaceae
Source: the annotation of a GenBank genome assembly